AUGGCAAUAGUAGUACCGUUACUUGUGCUGGCCGCCGGCGUGUUUGCUGCUGCAGUACUAGUGCUACUCAUCAUCCGAAAUAUUAUCAGCAGCAGCAACAAACGAUCGCAGCAUGGAAACAAAGCCCGACGGCCGCCGUCCCCGCCGAAGCUGCCGAUCCUUGGGAACCUCCACCAAGUGGGAAAGUAUCCUCACCGAACUUUCCCCGCCUUGGCGAAGCUUUAUGGCGGCCCUGACCUCAUGCUGCUCCACUUUGGCAGCAGGCCGGUAUUAGUGGUCUCCACCUCCAAGGCGGCGCGUGAGGUGAUGAAGACCAACGACCUCAUCUCCGCCGACCGGCCAGAUCUGAAAACCGCUAAGAAGCUUCUCUACGAUAACAAAGACAUCGCCAACGCUCGCUACGGCGAGCACUGGAGGCAGGCCAGACGACUGUGCGUGCUUCAUCUCCUCAGCAACAAGAAAAUCCAGUCCUGCCAUGCUUUGAGGGAGGAGGAAAUCGGGUUGCUGGUCAAUCGGAUUCGAGCAAGUGCCCAAACGGGCCAGGAGGUGAACUUGAGCGCGCUACUUCCCUGCUUCACCAACGACGUCAUCUGCAGGAUGGCGCUCGGGAGGAAGUACGAUGGCAAUACCGUCUUUAGGGAUCUUUUGGCAGAGCUCAUGGAGUUGGUUGUUACAUUAAGUGUGGGCGAGUUCAUUCCUCAGCUCUCGUGGGUGAGUCGACUCACUGGGUUCGACGCUCGAGUCGAUAGGGUGGCUAGACGAUUUGAUGAGUUUCUUGAUGGAGCGGUCUUGGAGAGCGCGGCUCGUUUGGAGAAACGGAGCAACAUGAUAGAAAGGGGAAAAGAAGAAGAAGAAGAAGAAGAAGAAGAAGAAGAAGAAGAAGAAGAAGAAGAAGAAGGCGAAGCAGUACCCUUCAUAGAUGUCUUACUGCAGCUCCAAAGGGACAGCCCAGACGACUUCCACCUGGAUGGAGACGGGAUCAAAGCAGUCAUCUUGGACAUGUUCAUCGGAGGAACAGAUACAACCUCAACGCUUUUGGAAUGGGCAAUGUCGGAGCUGAUGAAACACCCGAGGGUGAUGAAGAAGCUGCAGGAGGAGGUCAGAAGAGAAGUUGGUGGUGAAUGUGUCAUUAUUUUUGAAGCUAAUUUGCACAAGCUGGAGUACCUAAAGCUAGUAAUCAAAGAGACGAUUCGAUUGCACCCGCCAGUCCCGCUGCUACCUCCAAGGCAAUUGAUGCAAGAUGCGACCAUAAUGGGGUACGAUGUAUCUGCAGGAACCAUGAUCCUCACCAAUGCCUGGGGGAUCGGAAGGGACCCGGCCGAUUGGGGGGUAUCGCCUGACGAAUUUCAGCCGGAGCGAUUUCUCCAAGCCAAAGUGGAUUUCAAAGGCCAAGAUUUUCAGCUGAUACCUUUUGGAGCUGGAAGGCGAUGCUGUCCGGGGAUUUCUUUCGGCCUCGCCGUCGUGGAGGUGGCGCUGGCGAAUCUGGUGAGGGACUUUGACUGGAAGCUUCCCGGUGGAAUGAGAGGGGAGGAUUUGGACAUGUCUGAGUGUGUUGGUCUUACAGCCCGCCGAGACCUCCCUCUUCUCACCAUACCCACCAUUGUCUCUGCCCGUCGGCCAACUUAA
Messenger RNA from Linum tenue, 1626 nucleotides. The record is from the annotation of a GenBank genome assembly. NCBI's taxonomy places the organism in Eukaryota, Viridiplantae, Streptophyta, Magnoliopsida, Malpighiales, Linaceae.